Messenger RNA from Odobenus rosmarus divergens (Pacific walrus), 3411 nucleotides. RefSeq lists its product as uncharacterized. The record is from RefSeq and is a predicted model, not a curated record. The transcript is spliced from 22 exons. The coding region runs from base 1 to 3411 and encodes 1136 amino acids. NCBI's taxonomy places the organism in Eukaryota, Metazoa, Chordata, Mammalia, Carnivora, Odobenidae.
AUGUUCAUGCUCUCUCUCCUGAGCCGGGGACAUGGGAAGUUGGUCCAGAACAAACAGAAGCUAGAAGUCUAUUUUGAACCAGAGGAUUACUUGAACUGGAAGUCCCCAGAAGAUUAUGUCCUGGUCAGCAAACCGCAAGAGGAGGGCAGUGCCAACCAGCACACCUGGAGCCUCUUUCUCCCCAAGACAUUCAGUACUAGGAAGGGGGCCCUGAUCCUCUACUCAGAAGGUUUAGCCUUAUCAGCAUGGACACCGGAAGAGAGGAGACAAGGCCCCCACCGCCCCAAAGGCCACAGGAAGAGACCGGGUCUUGAACUGCGCACACUUGAGGACCUCAAAAAAGCCAUCCUGGCGUACGGAAGGAGACAGAGGGAGCAGGACAGAGCAUGGCAACCGUACCUCCACUUCCGAAGCCAACCAGAGAGCCAGGGCCAACGGCAGAUGCAGCCUGGGUAUUCGGCCAAGAGAUACCUCCGAGGCCUCUUGCGGACAUGGCCCCCUGACACCAUGUACAGGCUCCAAUGUGCAGGGUACAUCAAGGAUUCUGUGCUGCUCCAGGACGGUCAACUUAAUGUACCAAAGAAUCUCAGGUCACAACAGGAUCUUUCAGGUGUACCCCCAAAAUACCACCUCCUGCCUGUCUUCCCUCCAUGUUGGAUUCAACAAGGAAAAUCUUUUGAACAAGGUCAGCAGGGCCUGGCCGGAGGGGAAGCUGGGGCUAGCAGACAUGUGGACCAGGGCUCCAUAGCCAAGAACUACAGCAGUCGAGGGAUUUAUUUGCCACAGCUCAGGAAGCAGCCGUGGCAAGAAGCUGAAACCCAGGCAGAGGACACGUCAAUAGAGAAUCACCAUCGUAUACACACUUCAAAGGAGAGCCACAAUGAAAACAUAGCCUCCCGAAGAGCCUUUGGGCAUGCCCACAUGGAUCAUUCUUGGCUCCUGAGUGACAAAUCCCACAUUACAUUCUCUGGAGGGGCCUUCCCCAAUAGAAAGGCAGAUCUCAGCGACAGACAAGGGAAUAUAAGACUCCACAAGGGCAGAAGCUGCCACUUGUUACAGGAGCCUCCUGCUGAAAGAUGCCUUUUCCCUCCUAUAGCACCUGCUACUGGCUCGGAGAAAAACACAGCUGGGGAAGUGAAGAAGAAAAAGGUGCCAAAGGCUUUGAAAUUACCCCCUCUCUCAGAGGAACAGCCCAGAGUCCUGGACCCCCUGAGGAGUGAACCUCCAGCAGAGCUCUUCAUCUUCCCAGGGGAGAUUCAUUUCCACACUCAACAGCCCCCAAAAGAAAAACUACACAGAAGAGGAGCUCCACACCCUGAGCCAGGACCAGAAACAGAAGAAAAGGCCAGGCCUUUACAGAAACCUCCCCUGAAACAUGCAUCCUUAGAAAAGCCAAGGGAGUUAACCGUGCAUCUCCCAAUGGACACAGGCAGGGACAUGCUCUCACAUCAAGAUGAUGAUGCCUCACCCCAGAAUGUGACCCCACCAUUGUCCCUGAUUAAAGGAAGAAAAAGUCCAGAGAGCCAGAGGGGCCUGGACAGCCCCAGGACAUCAAGCUGCAGCAGCUCCAUAGGCCCCUUGGAUGUGAGAAGAGCCAGGGGGGCACUCCCAGCAGAAGGACAAGCCUACAAAUCUGUCAAUUCAAACACCAGCCAUGAAAAGGAGAGGUCUAGUAUUCAACAUCCCCUAAAAACAAACACUGAAUCCAGAACCUGUCUUCUCACGAAUCUUAAUGAAAUCUCACCUUUGACCCAAAAGCCAGAGAAGCAGGGAGCCCAGCAGUCCUUGGAGGCAGCAGCUCAGAAGACAGGAGAGCCUCAAAGUUGUAUAAAUAAAGGACUGAUAUGUUCAAACAGAAAAGAAUUUUACACGCGCAAGCUGCACAUCGACAUGACGCCGUUCCUGAAGGAAAAUGGAGAUGCACUGGACAAUCAUGAAGAACCAGGAGGACCCCUUGGAGAAAAUCAUCAAGACACCCAAGACCAGGAGCUGAAGAGUAUGACCCCUGACCCUCUUGGUGCGUCCCUGGCUGACCACAUCCAGCCCCCUGUGUCAGAUACUGUCCAAAAGACGGGCAGAGAUUAUGAUGUACGCCAUCUGCACAGGAGACGCCCAGGACACAAGUCCCCAGAGAGGUUGGGUCCUGUAGAUGCAUCUUUUUUUCCAAGAGGAACAGAAAGGAGGGCUGAACCAAGACUGUUCAACCAGCAGGCUCUAGCCAACAUCAGUGAAAUGGAGUUGAUUGGCAAAGUCAAGAGAAAGAAAAGAACCAAGACAGACAAGUCCAAGGUGCCCAAGGAGAGGAGAGAAGGAAAGGUCCAGAGGGAAGCAGAGGCCGCUGUAGGAAAGUCAAAGGAAUCAAAGGCUGAAAAGAAAUCAGAGUUAAUUCCCAAAGAAAGAAAACCAAGAGCCAAAAGGAAAAGGACACAGAAGGAAAGGAGUCUGGAAGUAGCAGAGCUGAGUGGGCCUGACGUCAUUAACUCUAAGGAAACAGAAGACACUUCAGAGAGAGGUUUCUCUCCUGCAGAUUCUGUUGUAGAGGACCCUUGGCUUUCCCACGAAUAUGAUGCUCAGGAGAGCCAAGUGUCCAUAGAUGGAAGAUCAUCACCCACCCAGACUAUACCGGUCGCUGGAAACAUGGAAUCUAAAGAAGAAAGAAGUUAUGAAGACCCUUCCAAAGCCCUCCUCACCGAGAGGGAGCGACAGGGAGCUCUCCCGGACAGGCUGCGAGCCGAGAGGGCCGAGAGGCGACACUCGGAGGUGGAGAGGAGAAGCGGGCAGGAAGCGCAGUGGCGGCUCCCCCAGGAGCAACUGCAGAGCCCCGAGGAGAUGAAGGAGGACCUGGAGCUGGAGCUGCGCACCCACGCGGAGGAGAAACGCCUGAGGAAAGAGAGACUCGAAGAAGAAUGGCGGCGGCAGGAGGAAGAGGCGAGGAUGCAGCAGCUUCAGUUUCAAGUGGCCCAGGAGAGAGUCCGGCGGCAACGGGAGGCAUUCCGGAGGAAACUUCGAGAACUGCAGACAACAAAGCCGCAGGAGGAAGCUGAGAGGGCUGAGGAUGAGAAGCAGAGGCAGAAGGAAUUGGAAAUGCAGUUAGCAGAGGAGGAAAAACGCCUGCUGGAAAUGGCUGAAGAAGAACGGCUGGAGCCCCAGCGGAGGAAACAGGAAGCCGGAGAGAAGGCUGAGCUGGAAGCAGAGGCAAGGAGGCGAAGGGGAGAGGAGGCUGCAAGGCUGGAUCUGGAGGGAGCCAGGACACGAGCUCAGGAAGAAGCCAGGCAAAAAGCUGCUUUGGAGAAACAUCUUCAUUUCCAUCAAGAACUCUGUAAGGAAGCCAGUGCCUUGCGGUGGACACACAACAUUUCCAGAUCGUGGGUCUACUCAUACUUCCAGUUCCUACAAAUACCCAGACCUUAA